This is a messenger RNA of Malaya genurostris, 3405 nucleotides long. RefSeq lists its product as uncharacterized. The transcript has 6 exons. Gene Ontology annotation, cellular component: nucleus. Gene Ontology annotation, biological process: regulation of DNA-templated transcription. Gene Ontology annotation, molecular function: DNA-binding transcription factor activity, RNA polymerase II-specific; RNA polymerase II cis-regulatory region sequence-specific DNA binding; ATP binding. NCBI's taxonomy places the organism in Eukaryota, Metazoa, Arthropoda, Insecta, Diptera, Culicidae. Bases 1085 to 3040 code for a protein of 651 amino acids. The record is from RefSeq and is a predicted model, not a curated record.
UCUUUUCUUCGGUUCUUUCUUUCGUUCGUCUCUCGGUGCGGCGACUUUUAUUCUUUCUGUGGCCUGACGACCCUCGCCUUCGCUCGCGCGUUCGGUUUUUCCGUUACUCCACUGACUGGCGGUCGACGAUAGUCGCAAUCGCAUUACCACAGCUCUUCGGUUUCGGAGCGAGUUCACAGGACACAACAACCACACGGCCAGGAUGCUGCUGCUGUUGCUGCUACAGUUUGCCGGGAGCUUGCGGAACACGUGUGUGCGUUCCGGGUGGGAAACCGGGGGAGCGAGCCUGGCUUGGGUUGGUGGCUGCAGUGGCUGGCAGGCCGGAAAGGAAGAGAGCGGGAGUGGGUUGAAGUUCGGUUGGUUGUUUAUUUUUUUUCCGCGUGCGCUCUCUCUCUCUAUCUCUCCUGUUCGUCGCUACUCCAUGGCUGCCUGCCUGCCUGCCUGCCCCGGUUGGACUUUUUUUCCAAACCCAUCCCACCGGCCGUGGUGGAGAACCACGAUACAACCACACACCACAGACCACCACAUCUCGAUAUUCCACGAAAACGGCGCCAGGAGAGGCCACAAGGCUUUGGUUGCGUGUUUCGGUAUCUCACUCAUCAUCAUCAUCAUCGUUGGCGCACAGUUACCGCGAUCGUACACCGCAACGGUGGCAGUUGGAGCUAACCGAACACAACAACAAAAAAACGCUGUGUUUGGCCGUCGCUGGAACGUUUUUGGAACCACUUCUUGGAUCGCGAAAGGUGCGCGAAUAAUAGGAAAUCGAUCGAUCGUUUCCCGAUUUAUCGGAAGUACAAGUGAAGUUUUUUUAAAAAAUUUUUAGUGACGUGGUGCGAAAAUUGACGAAGAGGUUCUAAUAUUGAGGAUUAUAAGUGCAGUUGGUGACAGUUGGAAUUCCUGACCGGAAGUGGCUCGAUGCGACAGGAUUUCGAAGUGUUUUGGAGUAAUUACAUAAUUAUUCAUUUUCAGCCGGAAGCAGAAGUGAGUUCCUGGUGAAAUCCCGAUACUAAAACAUAAACCGCAAACGCUUAUGACUGCACGGUCGAUACCGAAUCGAUUCCGGUGUGAACGGUGAACAGGCAAAAUGCAUCUUGCCGCUUCGGAGGUGAGCUCCACGACGAAUCCCACCACGAUGGAAGUGCACGGCAGCAGUGGCCAAAAUGGUGGCCAAAACGGCAGCGUAACCGAAGGUGCUAACAACGUGGGUGGCGGCUCGGUCGUACCCUCGGACGGGAACGGCGGAAGCGGCAAACACCAACAGCAGCUAACGGCCGAAAGUCUGGCCGAACGAACCAUCGACGGUCUGCUGGCGGAUCAUCCGGGCGAACUGGUCCGCACCGGUUCACCACACGUGGUUUGCACCGUCCUGCCGCAGCACUGGCGCUCGAACAAAACCCUCCCGAUGGCCUUCAAAGUGGUCGCCCUGGGUGACGUCGGCGACGGCACGAUGGUCACGGUGAUGGCUGGCAACGAUGACAAUUUCUGCGGCGAACUGCGGAACAGCACGGCCAUCAUGAAGAACCAGGUGGCCAAAUUCAACGAUCUGCGCUUCGUCGGUCGUAGUGGCAGGGGUAAGUGCAAAAGUUUCACGCUGACGAUAGUGAUUUCCACGGUGCCGAUCCAGAUAGCGACCUACACGAAGGCGAUCAAGGUGACGGUGGAUGGACCACGGGAACCACGAUCGAAAAUCCGGCACCAGGGCUUCCAUCCGUUCGCGUUCGGUCCUCAGCGGUUCGGGCCGGAUCCACUGAUGGGGACGCUACCGUUCAAACUACCCGGGUUUCCACAUCAAUUAGGCGGCAUGGCGGGUCAUUUACAUAUGGCCAACGAUUGGCGGCAGCUGAACGGUCGGGGUGCGGCCGGAUUUCCAGGUUCGCAUUUUUUCCACCACCACGCUGCGGCGGCCGCGGCAGCCGCUAACCCGGCCCAUUUCGCACCGCACAUGUUGGCCGCCAUCGAUCGGAUCGAGCAGCACCAGCAACAUCAGCACCGACAGCAGCAGCAACAUCCGACGGCAGUUACUACGAUGGGCAUGCUUUCGGCGGUAGCCGCGGCGGCUUCCUCAUCGGCGGCUACCAGCGUCGGCAUCUUCAGCAACGGUACCGGCGGCAGCAACAAUAACAACGGAGGUGGGGACUCCACGAUAAACUCGCCCCGGAUUAGCGAUUCUAAUGACAUCCACCUAUCGCUGACCAGUUGCAAUCCGCACAGCACGACCAGUCCGAAAAGUUCUCCGAAUCCAGCGAGCGAUAUCCGUCGUACGGUUUCGUCCAACGCGGAUGAGGCGAAACGUUCGGCCGACGGAGACUACGGAGAUCGGGACGAUAUGGAUGACGACAACGAUCAGAUCAGCGUGACGGGUUCCGAUCUGGGCAGUAGCGGCCAAACCGAAAACGACCGUCGAAGUCCACUGAUGAGCGGUGCGUUUACUUCGCUCAUACAGAAAAAUCACGCCAAAAUGAAGAGUGGUCUCGAGUUGCUUCAGAAUGGAACCUUUGCGGGUGGUCCAUAUCCGCCCCACGUUCAGCAGCCCCAUCCGUUGAAUCACGCACUGGCGGCGCAGCUGUUCUUCCAGAAUCCGUUGAUACCUCAGCCGAAUCACUGGCUGUACAAUCAACUGUACGGAAACUAUCAGGAGCUCCCGUGGUUCCGGCAGUCACUUUUUGCUGGGACCAAUAAAAGCAUACCGAAUAAUGAUACCAAAGAUAGUUUGGAUUCACCCAAGGACAGCGAUAUUGUCGGAAAUAAACGAUCCAUCACGGUCGUCUCCAGCAACGGUGACGAGGAGGAAGAGAGUCCUCCACGUAAAAUGAAUGUCAUCGAUGAGGAGGAGGAAGAUCGAAGAAAGAACUCGCCAUCCGUAACAUCCACCAAGAGAUCACCCAGUCCGGAGGUGAUAUCGCCAACGCCCGGUGACGAUUCUUUGUCCGGUUUAACGAUCUUGGAACGUUCCCCAAAACUGAGACGGUACGGAUCUGCCACAGAAAAGACCGGCCGAGGGCAGCAGGUUAAACAGAGUGACGUUUGGCGUCCUUAUUAGAAAAGACAAACAAUAUAGUUUUCGAUUCGAUUUCUGGUCUAUUCAAACCACUAGUGAUUCAGGUUCAGACUAAAAUGUUGUUUAUCGAAAUAAGUGGGACGAUUAUGCCCUCCUGACAGUUACCCGAAAAUAACACGUAGUGAGUUUCUGCGAAUAGUGUAAAGAAGAGAAAAAAACAACUAGUGAAACACAUAUCUCUUGUAAUGUAUUUAAUAUAACAGUACUUGUAUAGAAUUAGAUCUACUUAUGUGUAUAGCAAUGUUAUUAGAUGAUACCCCAUCAAACCGAUACAGGAAAAAAAAUGUAAAAAGCCAUGAACCGACUCGAAUAUUAAGCCAAAAAAAUACAAAAUCAAACUUCAUUAA